Molecule: messenger RNA, 411 nt
Organism: Trichomonas vaginalis G3
Lineage: Eukaryota; Parabasalia; Trichomonadida; Trichomonadidae
Product: protein of unknown function, DUF4106 family
Exons: 1
Coding region: 1-411 (136 amino acids)
Source: RefSeq, a predicted model, not a curated record
AUGAGGUCAUACAACUUGACAUUAGAUGCUAUGAACUUUAACAACAACUUCACAACAACCAUUAACCCUGAAAUGCAAAAUUCUAUUAUGCCAUAUGUGAAAGUAUGGACUCAUACAGGAGGUCAAAAAACUCAAUAUACAAAUGGAGACCGUUCAAACUUUUGGCUUGGCAUUCCAUUUGCUGACUCAGAAGACUUUAUGGGUGGUAUUUCAACUGUUGGUACAGUUCAAAUACAAUAUACUGGUGACAGAGACGGUCCAGAUGAAUUGAAAGCAAAGAAGUUUACAAAACCAAUAGCACUUUUCACGGAAGAUGCUCUUUUGAAGAUUCGUUCGAUGAAACCUGCUGGGGCUCCUCAGAUUGGCAUAACGACAGCUUCCAUCGAGCAGAUUUUGGCAGCAGGUCAGUAA